Exaiptasia diaphana is the source of this 954-nucleotide messenger RNA. Its product is annotated as cadmium, cobalt and zinc/H(+)-K(+) antiporter. The record is from RefSeq and is a predicted model, not a curated record. The transcript has a single exon. Gene Ontology annotation, molecular function: zinc ion transmembrane transporter activity. Gene Ontology annotation, cellular component: plasma membrane. NCBI's taxonomy places the organism in Eukaryota, Metazoa, Cnidaria, Anthozoa, Actiniaria, Aiptasiidae. Bases 1 to 954 code for a protein of 317 amino acids. Gene Ontology annotation, biological process: zinc ion transmembrane transport.
AUGACCCAUUCGACAGCAAACCGCGCGUCAGCCCACCAGGGCCAAGACCACGGACACAUUCAUUUGGAUCCGGAAUCCGGCGACCGUCGAGUUGCUGUGGCCGUCUGGGCCAACGGGCUCCUGACAGCCGCUCAGAUCAUCGGCGGAGUCUUUUCGGGAAGCCUGGCUCUCAUUGCGGAUGCAAUUCACAAUUUCUCGGAUAUGGCUUCUCUCGUCAUCGCGUUCGGUGCCCGCAAGGUGGCUCGCCGCCCGCCCGAUGCCGAGAUGACCUUCGGAUAUGGUCGARUCGAAAUCGUCGCAGCACUGAUCAACUACACGUCGCUGAUCAUCGUGGGUUUCUUCCUGGUCUACGAAGGGAUUAUGCGUUUUGUCGAUCCGCCCGAUGUCGAAGGUUGGACAGUGAUCAUUCUAGGARGCGUCGCGCUGGCAGUCGACCUCCUGACAGCCCUUUUGACCUACUCUAUGCAGAAGGGCAGCGUAAACAUCCGAGCRCUCUUUCUCCAUAAUCUCAGUGAUGCUCUCGCUUCGGUGGCCGUUAUCGCUGGCGGUGUGCUGAUCCUGCUCUACGACAUCUACUGGGUGGAUCCUGCGAUCACCAUCGGGAUCGCAGGCUACAUCUUAUGGCUCGCCUUUUCUGAGAUCGGUGAGCCUAUCCGCAUCUUGAUGCUGGGGGGGCCACCCAACAUCGAUACAGAUUCGGUCAUCGCCGCGAUCGAGGAGGUAGAAGGCGUCGAAGCGGUACACCACACCCAUUUUUGGCAGAUGCAGGAGCAUAAGGCAGCGCUCGACACGCAUGUAGUAGUUGCAAAGUYCGCGUGGGAAGACCAAGAGAACAUCAAGAAAGCGAUCAAGUCUCGACUCGUUCAAGACUUCGGUAUUGARCACUCCACGCUUGAGCUCGAACAGCAAGGAGGAAGCAAUCCCCGAACCACGAGCCGAUAUUGCCCUGAUUGA